This is a messenger RNA of Contarinia nasturtii (swede midge), 967 nucleotides long. RefSeq names its product proteoglycan 4-like. The transcript has 2 exons. The record is from RefSeq and is a predicted model, not a curated record. The coding region runs from base 76 to 816 and encodes 246 amino acids. NCBI's taxonomy places the organism in Eukaryota, Metazoa, Arthropoda, Insecta, Diptera, Cecidomyiidae.
UGGAAAAUUAUUAGUAAAUCCGCAACUUUGUGUAGCAGAAGUUCAAGAAUUUUUAAACCGACCCACCGAAAAAAGAUGAAUUCCAAAUUUACCAUAUUAUUUUUCAUUGGAGUCGUUGGACUUCUAAUAGCCGAAGUACGUGCUGGCGGAAACGGCGAUAGAACUGUAAGGCCAGGUUCUCUACUUUACAAUCUCUUACCCCCUUCAGAUGAAGAGAUUGAAGCAUUCCAUGAAGUCAAACCAACAUCCGAAGAAGAUCUUCGAUUUGUGCAGGAAUUAUACCACGCAAUUGUCAGCGGGGAUGGUACAUACCUUGAAGAACAUGUUGGAGAAACCUCAAACAAAAAUGAAGAAAAAGCGUCAAGCUAUUUUGCCACCAAGCUAAAGGAAAUUAUAUCCAAGAUUUUGGGUAACGAUAAAACAGAUGAAGAGAUUCAGACACACCAUGAAUUCAAAGAGCCCUUGUCUCCAGAUACAUUAAAACAAUUGACCACAUUAUAUGAAACUGUUGGUGAAGGCGUUGUGGAACCAGCCUCGCCGGAACAAUCAGGUCAAGAAGAGCCAUCAUCUUCAGAGCCAUUACCUUCUGAGCCACCAAAAGAACCAUCAUCUUCUGAGCCACCAAAAGAACCAUCAUCUUCUGAGCCACCAAAAAAAUCAUUCUCUUCUAAGACGUCCAAAAGACCACAACCUUCCAAGACGUCCAAAGGACCAUCAACUUCGGGUGCAACAAUGAAGCGACCAGUUUCUAAAAUAACAAAAAAGCCCGCACCAAAGAAGCUAUUGAAAAAAAAUAAAGAGUGUAGAAUUAUGUAAAAUUCAAAAAGGUAAAAAAUGAUGAUGCGGUCUCUCUUUGUCAUUACAUGAUGAAAUAGAAUAAAUCUUCUUUCACCAAAUUUAAUUCCAAUUUUUUCUAAUUGUAUGGAAUACAAUUAAUAAAUAUUUGCACAGAUGGUGUCUUUUUACA